AGUAGAUGACUACUUCAUAUUCCAAUGGUCAUCUUUAAGAAGCCCCUGUACCUCUAAUUGCUAAAGGUGGGGCAGCUUUAACCUUUUCCGUCCUAUAAAUUUCCACCUCUCCACAGGCUUCCUCCAGCUUCUAUCCAACACCAAUUUCCUCUAUCUGAACCUCCCCUCAAAACUCGGUCCAUUCAUUCAAAAAGUUCAAAGCCAUGCAACCCGGUGAGGUUACAGAACUUCAUUAUCUACUUCCUUCAAACCCAAUUGCACACCCCCUUCAAUCUAGUUUGCCCCAGAACUACACAUCCACAGUUCAGUUUGGCAGAUUCUCUAAUCCACUAUAUCAUCUUCAGAUCACUCCUCAAGUUCAAGAAUUCAACCUACAGUCAACAUGUUUCAGUGGUAACUCAACUUCUGAUGAAGCAGAUGAGCAACAAAGUAUCAUCAACGAGAGAAAGCAGAGAAGAAUGAUAUCCAAUAGAGAAUCUGCACGCCGAUCACGUAUGCGCAAGCAGAAGCACCUGAAUGAGCUCUGGUCACAGGUUGUUUGGCUUCGAAACGAGAAUCACCAGCUCAUAGAUAAACUGAAUUAUGUUUCGGAGUGCCACGACAGGGUCAUUCAAGAGAAUGCUCAGCUCAAAGAACAAACUUCAGAACUUCGUCAAAUGCUUAGUGGCAUGCAGCUCAAUAGUCCUUACCCAACUUUGGAGGACCUGGAUGACAUACCCUGCAACACGGCUCACCUCAGAGCUGAAUCCGCAAACUAGUUCAUCACAAGUUCCACUGAGUUUCGUGACUGAGAAGGCCACAAUUUUUAGAUUUUCCUUUAUCCAUUUUUGUUCUUCUUUGCUAAGUUAAUCAGUAUUUGCCUUCACUAUAAGCUGUACGAGGUAGGAACAGAGUACCAUAAUAAUAUCUAUCGAGCACAUCAUUCUUAGCUUAUGAUGUGGCAUAUCUAAUAAUAGAAGUUAUAGGUGUUUAUAGGUUCAUAAAAUUCCUCCAC
Messenger RNA from Cornus florida, 994 nucleotides. RefSeq names its product basic leucine zipper 43-like. The transcript has a single exon. Gene Ontology annotation, molecular function: DNA-binding transcription factor activity. The record is from RefSeq and is a predicted model, not a curated record. Lineage: Eukaryota; Viridiplantae; Streptophyta; Magnoliopsida; Cornales; Cornaceae. The coding region runs from base 204 to 758 and encodes 184 amino acids. Gene Ontology annotation, biological process: regulation of DNA-templated transcription.